Triticum dicoccoides is the source of this 1951-nucleotide messenger RNA. Its product is annotated as probable auxin efflux carrier component 8. The record is from RefSeq and is a predicted model, not a curated record. Bases 692 to 1765 code for a protein of 357 amino acids. Gene Ontology annotation, biological process: auxin export across the plasma membrane; auxin polar transport. The transcript is spliced from 6 exons. Gene Ontology annotation, molecular function: auxin efflux transmembrane transporter activity. Gene Ontology annotation, cellular component: endoplasmic reticulum; plasma membrane. Lineage: Eukaryota; Viridiplantae; Streptophyta; Magnoliopsida; Poales; Poaceae.
UUCAGGCUGGCAAAAAAACAGCUAACUUACGGAAAAGUUAGUUUCUUUGCUGUAAAAACCUUAACAAGAUUUUCCACAAGAAAAGGCUGAAGGAAAGCAUCAAAACAUCUCUGGGUUAGACGAUUAGACCCCUUAAUAAAAUUUAUGGUCCCUCAACAAGAACCAAGGCCACUAGAAAUGUUAGAAGGUGCAUCCAGUUAUUAACAUGACCAAAUCUAGAGGCCCACUUGGUCAACAAGAUAAAGGGAAGAAUAUCAAAAGGCCAUACUUCUCAAAUAUCCUAGAUUGCCCUUUCACCAUUAUUAUAGUUAAGCAGAUAAAGAAAACAAUAAGGCACUUUUAGCAGGUUAAAAGACAUGAAUCAGGAUGGAGGCAGCAUUUAGUCUACGUAAUCAUAUCACUUCUUUACAAUGCUAUACUAACAUGGUCAAUUGUUAUCAUGCUUCACAAAGAGGGGUCCUACAUAAGUUUUGAUUCAGAUGUUAAGUAACAAAGGUGCAAGUGGGACUUUACCAGCAUGGGUAAUUUGGACAAUUUCAAAGGCUCUACUAAAGCUAUGCAUGGAAAAGUUUGCACAAAACCUAGCUUCUGGCUUCUGUCUGUGGUCUAUAUAAGGCAGCUACAGUACGCCCAAAAACUCUAGAUCUCAGCCCAGCAAGAGAUUUGGAGCGUUCUUGCUCCUCCAUCCAUUAUGAUCUCUUGGGUAGCCAUCUACCAUGUUCUUGAAGCGACAACACCAUUGUAUGUAGCCAUGAUACUAGCCUACCUAUCCAUAAAAUGGUGGAAGUUGUUCACUCCAGAGCAGUGCUCUGGGAUCAACAAGUUCGUGGCCAACUUCUCCAUCCCUCUUCUCUCUUUCCAGGUCAUCUCCACAAACAAUCCUUACGACAUGAACCUCAAGCUCAUAUUCGCAGACAUCCUACAGAAGUCGAUCGCCUUGCUGGGGUUUGCAGCCAUAUCUAGAGCAUGUUGUGCGGAGAAGUUUGAUUGGCUCAUUACAGGUUUCUCUUUGUCGACACUGCCCAAUACGCUGAUUGUCGGUAUCCCAUUGCUGAAAGGAAUGUAUGGUGAUGAAGCUGUCAAGCUGAUAAGUCAGAUAGUUGUCCUACAGAGCCUAAUUUGGUACACACUUCUUCUCUUUCUGCUUGAAUUCCGAGCCGCCAAAGGAAUAGCUGCCGCACCAUCAUCUGAAAUUGUAGAUGAGGAAGAAGCAGGUACUCUAGGAGCUACACAACAGACAUACCAAGAGGGCCAGUCAAAAGGUGUAUCAGCAAGAUGUUCUAGGGCCUUCCGCUUUUUGUUGGUGAUUGGGAUGAAGUUAGUGAUGAAUCCGAACAUUUACGCAUGCCUGAUCGGUCUAAUUUGGGCACUGAUUAGCUUCAGGUGGCAAAUACAGUUACCCUUGAUCAUCAGUAACUCCAUAAGGAUACUCUCAGAUGGAGGGCUGGGAAUGGCAAUGUUCAGCCUGGGUCUUUUCACAGCUCUACAGACAAAAAUUAUAGCCUGCGGAACUAAGAAGAUGCUACUGUCACUAGGCAUCAGGUUCUUUCUAGGACCAGCCCUGAUGAUGAUCUCUUCCUAUGCUGUUGGGAUGCGUGGAAUCUUGCUCAAGGUGGCCAUUGUGCAGGCGGCAUUACCUCAAGGAGUAGUGCCAUUUGUAUUUGCGAAGGAGUAUAAUGUGCAUGCAGAUAUUCUAAGCACUGCGAUAAUUGUUGGUAUGAUGGUCGCAGUUCCUGCCACCCUAGCUUACUACUUUGUUAUCUAACCUAUGAAAACUUAAAUCUUAGUCACUCAAAUAUGUUUAUUCGGCCAAACAAUAGCAGGGCAGUGUAGUGUAAAGGGCAAAUUCAGCCAUGGGUGUGAAUAUUUUGCCAGGCUGUAAAUAUUUGUGUUGUGGACUUGGAUCGUGUGGUGUGGUGACCCAACAUAAAGAUAAGAUAUGUUUGUACUC